Trifolium pratense (red clover) is the source of this 384-nucleotide messenger RNA. RefSeq lists its product as uncharacterized. The transcript has a single exon. The record is from RefSeq and is a predicted model, not a curated record. Bases 1 to 384 code for a protein of 127 amino acids. Lineage: Eukaryota; Viridiplantae; Streptophyta; Magnoliopsida; Fabales; Fabaceae.
AUGGAAUUAGAAUCACUACUUCCUAAGCCAACUAACAAUGGUGGCAUUAAGCAAUACUUGAGAAGAAGGCACUACAAGCACCUAGAAGGAAGUGGGAAAAAAAUGAAGAUCAUAAGGUUAAAAAGGAGCACACGUAAGUUUUGGAGAAUCAAAACAAUUCCAAGGCUGAGAUGGGUGAUUAAAUCACCUUUGAAAAUGUUGUCAAAUUUUAAGAAUGUUUAUGUUAAUUUGAACUUUAUGUUAAAAUCUUUGAACACUGGUGGGAAACAAAUUCCAAAAGCUCCUCAAGUUUCUAAGGAUUAUGCUAGUGAUGCGUUUGAGGUUAAGCUCAUAUAUGAGAUUUCUAAGGCCUUCAUUGCUUCUCAUGAACUAUUUCCAAUGUAA